Messenger RNA from Agrilus planipennis (emerald ash borer), 1650 nucleotides. RefSeq names its product myrosinase 1-like. Lineage: Eukaryota; Metazoa; Arthropoda; Insecta; Coleoptera; Buprestidae. Gene Ontology annotation, molecular function: beta-glucosidase activity. Gene Ontology annotation, biological process: carbohydrate metabolic process. The transcript is spliced from 8 exons. Bases 49 to 1557 code for a protein of 502 amino acids. The record is from RefSeq and is a predicted model, not a curated record.
UAUAUAUAAACCGCUUGAAGUAUACGUUAUUCUUUAGUUUCAUCCAGCAUGGGGGCUAAUGGCAAUGCUAUGUUUUUAAGGCUGAUUACUUUAAUUGGUUUGAUUGCAUAUAGAGAAUGUGCUUCAAACUACUCCUUUUCUUCUGAUUUCCUAUUUGGUGCUUCAACAUCCGCCUACCAAAUAGAAGGAGCAUGGAAUGAAUCAGGAAGAGGAGAAAGCAUCUGGGAUUACCAGAUCCAUAACGAUCCAAGAUCCAUUAGAGACUUAAAUAAUGCAGACAUUGCCUGCGACUCCUAUCACAAAUAUAAAGAAGAUGUUAGGCUGCUUAAAGAACUAGGGGCAGGUCUGUAUAGAUUUUCCGUUUCAUGGUCCCGGAUAUAUCCAGACGGUUUUCCGCACAAUCCCAAUCAAGAAGGGCUCGCAUACUACAGCAAUCUUAUUGACGCUCUUCUCGCUGAAAACAUAGUACCCGUGUUAACCAUAUACCAUUGGGAUCUUCCUGAGCGUCUCCAAGAAUUUGGUGGUUGGACAAAUUCGUCUAUUGUGGAAUUAUACACAGAAUAUGCAAGAAUUCUUUUGGAUAAUUAUUCUGAUCGCGUUAAAUAUUGGGUCACAUUCAAUGAACCUUUUCUAAUUUGCACUGAAGGUUAUGGAGGUCCUCUGUUCGCUCCACGCGUAAACCAGUCAGGCAUAGCUGAUUAUCAAUGUGCUCACAACCUGAUAAAAUCUCAUGCUGCAGUUUAUCAUCUUUUUAAUAAUACUUACAGGAGCAAAAAUAAUGCUAAAAUGGGCAUCGUUUUCGUGGCUGAAGGGCAUACCGCCGGCAGCUCCAGCGCUCAGGACAUAGAAGCUGCUGAAAGAUCCAAGCAGUUUAAAAUAGGUUUGUUCGCGAAUCCUAUUUUCGGUAAAGACGGUGAUUAUCCAAAAGUAAUGAGAGACCUAGUUGCUAAGAAAAGUGCGGAAGAAGGCUUCUCUAAAUCCAGACUUCCCGAAUUCACUCCGGAUGAAAUUAAAUAUAUUAAGGGAACGUCCGAUUUCUUUGGAGCGAAUCAUUACACUACCAAAUUGUCGAAAUAUUCAGCACCAGUUAAAGGAGUAACUUCCUACACUAAUGAUAUGGAAGCGGAAUUGUCGUUUGAUCCUAGUUGGCCAAAGGAUCCACUUAACCGAUUCGCAAUUGUUCCAUGGGGUUUCCGAGAGGUUUUAGUAUGGAUUAAAAAUACAUACAACAACCCUGAAGUUCAUAUUACAGAAAAUGGUUCUCCAGAUAGUGGAGGAUUAGAAGAUAAUGUUAGAGUGACUUUUAUCGGGCUAUAUCUUGAAGCACUUCUGCAAGCUAUCAACGAAGAUAAGGUGAACAUACGAAGUUAUUCAGUUUGGACUCUAAUGGACAACUUCUCGUGGGUACGUGGAUAUAGCAAUCGACUUGGACUUUAUCAGGUUAAUAUGAGUGACCCAAAUCGUCCAAGAACAGCAAAAUUGUCAGCCAAAUUUUACAAAGAAGUCAUCGCCAACAGGGUAGUUGGAGACUACCCUCCACUCCCAAAUAACAACUAAAGUUAUACUGAAAAGUUUUCUGUUAUUUGUUUUCACUAAUAAAGAUUCAUGAUGAGAAUAGAAACUAUCAAAAAGUUUGAUGAAAUUUACAAA